This is a messenger RNA of Drosophila novamexicana, 2821 nucleotides long. It is a transcript of the gene lqf, whose product is annotated as epsin-1. Gene Ontology annotation, cellular component: plasma membrane; clathrin vesicle coat; endosome. Lineage: Eukaryota; Metazoa; Arthropoda; Insecta; Diptera; Drosophilidae. Gene Ontology annotation, molecular function: clathrin binding; phospholipid binding. The coding region runs from base 446 to 2752 and encodes 768 amino acids. The transcript has 9 exons. The record is from RefSeq and is a predicted model, not a curated record. Gene Ontology annotation, biological process: endocytosis.
GCAAAACAGCAGCAGAAAAAGAAAGCAAACGCAAAAGCCAUACAAAACAAGAAAAUCAUUGCUCUGUUUCAUAUUAUAUUUGGCUAAUAUUCGUGUUCCGUGCAACAAAAAAAAAGUGUAAAUAACGCCCACGCGUGCACUACGACAUCUACAUACAAUUAGUUUCCACUGCAAUUCUGUUGACGUUGCCGUUGUUGUCAUCGUCUUGUGACUGUCGGGCAUAUUUAAAAAGAAAGUCGUAAAAAUAUAAAACUAGCUGGGAGGAGUAGUUGUCGUUGUUUCUUGGAGCCCCACACACAUCACACCACACACACACGCACACACCUACACACAGACAUACAUUCACGCACACACACACACACGGACUAGCCAACUGCAGGCAACACAACGCGCAGUGCGGAGAGAAGUCAGAAGUAUUGCAGCAGUGAGAAAGCAAAAAGACGAUAUGCAGGUCAAUGUCGCCGGACUACGCAGAAACAUCAAGAAUCUCGCGCACAACUAUUCCGAUGCACAGGUCAAGGUGCGCGAGGCUACUUCCAAUGAUCCAUGGGGGCCGUCGGCCACAAUUAUGGCUGAAAUAGCCGAUCUAACGUACAAUGUGGUUGCCUUCUCGGAGAUAAUGCAAAUGAUAUGGAAACGUCUCAACGAUCACGGCAAGAACUGGCGUCAUGUCUACAAGGCGUUGAUAUUGCUCGAGUAUCUGAUUAAGACGGGCACCGAAAAGGUCGCCCAGCAAUGCAAGGAGAAUAUUUUUGCCAUACAAACGCUGCGCGAGUUUGUCUACUUCGAGGAGGGCAAGGAUCAGGGCACCCAUGUGCGCGAGAAGGCCAAACAGCUGGUCAAUCUGCUCAAGGACGACGAGCGUCUCAGGAAUGAGCGCGUCAAGGCGCUGAAAGCCAAAGAGCGUUUCGCACUGCAUCCGAGCGGCUUUGGCAGCGAUGGCUACAUCGACGGGCCCUCGCAGCGCGACAUGCCGCCGGGCUGGCAGGAGGAGCCGCCCAAAAACGCCUCCGAGCUGGAAAUGGUGCGGCCGCAAACCGCUGGCGAGGAGGAGCUACAGCUGCAGCUGGCCAUGGCCAUGUCGCGCGAGGAGGCUGAGCAGGAGGAGGCCAAGCGGCGCAGCGACGAUGUGCGUCUCCAACUAGCGCUCAGCCAGAGCGAACAGGACUUCAAACCCUGCCUCGACAGGGACUCCAGUGGACGACCCAUAGCGGCGCCCAAAAAAGAGGAGCAACAGAGCCAUUUGCUGGACCUGCUGGACAUCUCGCUGGGCGCGACCAGCAUUUCAAGUCCACCCUUGGGCGCUGCAGGCGGUGCUCCCGCUGCUGUUGUCGAUCCCUGGGCAACGCCGUCUAGCCGUGCAGCUAGUCAACUGUCGGAUCCGUGGGCAGGCGCCGCCUCGCCGCAUGUAGAUCCCUGGCAUCCCUCGGCCGCGCCGCGUACUAUUAUGAGCGCCGGUGUGCCGCUGGGCGCAGCUGCUGCACAGGCUCAGCCUUUGGCCGCACCAGGCGAUGCCUGGGGUCUGCGUACACAGUCGCCAUCCGUGGCAUCGGGCUCCUCCAACGAGGGCUGGCUGCAAACCAACGGCAAUGCCAGCCAAAAUGGUCGUAUGCCCGCUCCAGCGCCCGUCGAUGCCUGGCUGACGAAAUCAACAGCCAGCGCCGCCCUGGCAGCACCUCCUACAAAAUACGCAGCCAGCAAUGGCAGCUCAGCCGAUCCUUGGCUCGCGGAAGCGCAGCCAGCAGCCAGCGCAGCAGCAGCGGCAGCCGCACCGGCAGAUCCCUGGGCAGCAGCGCAGCCGAGCUCGGGAGCGCUAGAUGAUCCCUGGAAGGCAAUGCAAACAGGCGCCAUCAAGAAACAAUCGCCCGACUUUGAUGAGUUCGAUUUGAUAACCAAUCGCAAUAAAAGCGCCGAGCAGAACAAUUCCAACAAUGCCUCCAAUAACAACAACAAUGCUUCGCUGCUGGACGAUAUGGAUCCGCUUUCGACGAAUUACGGCAACAGCGGCGGCGGCUCGGUGCAUCCGUCGACGGGUGCCACCACCAAGAAGCCCUAUCGCGAUCCGCUUGCAUUCCUCGGCGAAAAUUCGGCGUUGGUUAAUUUGGAUAAUUUAAUUAAGCCAAAUACGCCGCAGACACAGUCCGGCCUUGUGCCAGCCUACAAUCCGUUUGCGGACAAUGUGAUGCCACCCAAAACGAAUCUAUUCCAGCAGCAGCAGCCAGCCGUGCCGUCCAUCAAUCAAUUGAAACAGCAGCCGCCCUUCCCCGUCAACAUGAAUCAGGAUCCCUGGGCGCCGGCCAGCGGCGGCGUCAGUGCAGCCUCUCAGCCGAGCUACAACAAUCCGCCGAGCGAGAACAACAACAUUUAUAGCUAUGGCAUCAGCCAGAGCUACAAUAAUAGUCCGUCCAUUGACAACAUACGCAACCUGGAUAUCAUGAGUGAGGCGCAGCCACAGCCGCUUUCCUAUUUCCCCAGCCCCACGGCGCCCGCUGGCCCGUAUAGCAACUGCAGCACUCCGGGCUAUUCCACCUACACGCAGUGCUACAGCAGCGCCCUGUCCGAUUCCCUGGCCGAUACGCCGGGCAUCAGCAUUUCUCCAUUGGGCUACGAUAGCAACGUUGCGGCAACUCCAACUGGCAGCUUCUAUGGCAAUUCCAGCGCAGCCGCUGGCCACUACUGCAAACUGGAACAAAACAACAACAUGCCGUGGAUAAAACCGGAGGCGGCAGCUACAAAUCCGUUUUUGUCAUAAGGAGUCAAUCAAUCAACCAAUCAAUCAGCAGCAGCAGCUAAAAAUAACAAACAACAGCAACAACAACAA